Molecule: messenger RNA, 762 nt
Organism: Salvia splendens (bonfire salvia)
Lineage: Eukaryota; Viridiplantae; Streptophyta; Magnoliopsida; Lamiales; Lamiaceae
Exons: 3
Coding region: 1-762 (253 amino acids)
Molecular function (GO): DNA binding
Source: RefSeq, a predicted model, not a curated record
AUGGCAGUUGCAGGCGCUUCCUCGGUACCGCAUGUAGCUCCGAAAUACCUAAGUCUCCCUGCCUUCAUGAAGAGGCUUCCAGACGAAUUCGUGGGGCUGUACGGCCAUGACCUUCCGUUCGACUGCAGGCUUGUUUGGCCGAAUGGAAGCAGAUAUAUGGUGCGAAUCCUGAAGCUUGACACUGGCUUCUACUUCUCAACCGGAUGGAGAGAUUUUGUGCGUGCUACCGGCGUCGGACACGGCGAUCAUCUCACCUUCACUUUGGUGGAUGUAGGAAUUUUCAAUGUCAAGCGGUUUGAUAGGGCAACGCACUGUCCCCCUCAGGGAGACGUGGACGACGACGAUGUGGAAGGUAGCUACGCCCCGGACAUGGAUACGUCGGACGAGUACGUGCCAUCAGAGACUGAAACUGACACAACUAUGGAUGAAGAAUACGUGGACGAUAGCAGGGCACUCAAUAUCGAUGGUUACCCAACAUUCGAGUUCACUCUCAAUUCGACAACCAUCAAUCAGAGACUUGAGAUCCCAUACAGCUUUUGGCAACGUCAUAUCCCGAUGGGGGCAAUACAAGCCGGCGUGUAUCUCGUAACCGAACGGGGGAUGUGGUUCUGUACACUCCAACACAACUCGAGGAAGAUAUGGGCGAAGCAUGACUGGGCUCGCUUCAAGCACGAUCACAACCUGGUUGUAGGGGUGCGUUGCACUUUCAAGCUCGUGUAUUCCUUUGGUGUCCAAUUUCAAGUUGUGUUUGACCGUCCUUAA